This is a messenger RNA of Linum trigynum, 978 nucleotides long. NCBI's taxonomy places the organism in Eukaryota, Viridiplantae, Streptophyta, Magnoliopsida, Malpighiales, Linaceae. The record is from the annotation of a GenBank genome assembly.
CAACUCGUGAAUUCUUUUUUCCUGCAUGACCUAAUUGACAACUAGAUGAACAAUGAUAGUUUAGUUAAUGCUAAGUACCUUGCACAACGUUGUUUUAUGAGGAAAAUGACUCUUAAUCAUCGCACUUAAACAUGUACAAACUGUAUAUAUACACCAUUUGCAGCAAGUUCUUUUAGUUUCUAUCUCUGCUUGUAUCCUUGAAUUCCUUCAGCGUGCUUGUUUUUUCCCAUGAUGACAAGAAAGUUGGCUGCAAUCGCGUUGCUGCUAGUGCUGCAUCUUCUUGCUGCUGAUAUUCCUUCAUCCUCUGCCUUGCGUCCUUAUGGUUAUAAAGAGACUCUACUGCAAAUUCAGAACUGGAGAGAAGCAAAUGGUGGUAAGAAGUCUGGAAAUGGUGGAGAUACUGAGAUCCCAGGCAGGAGUAACUCGGUGGCCUUCCGGAGCUUAAGGACGAGUUUGCCGGCCAAAGCACCACCGCCACCUGUAGUCAAUCGGACGAAGGCAUUCAUCAUAGUUUCACCCCCUCCUCCAAAGGCCUGAAGAUGUAGUAACUAGUAAAUGAUCUGAUUGAUUCCCGCAACAAGCUUAUGAUCAUAUGACGCUUUUGUGUGUUAGCCUUGCGGGUUGCCUAUGUCGAUGGCAUAAUGUUGUUAUAGGAUGUGGGUGUUCAUAAAUAAUAUUUCAGAAAUGAAGUUCGUCCAAUUCUUUCAGGCUCGAUUCACCUGUAAUUUGAGUUGACCAGAAGUUCAUGUGUUGGCCAAAAUGUUGAUGAUCAGUCAUCUGGCUGGAACCAGAUUGAUUAAAUCGAUCCAUUCAUAGCUUUAUUGGAACAUGAUAUAACUACUUAAACCUGCUCGAGUCCAUUGAUGUGUAAUUGAGACCCACCACGAUGCCAACAUGUGAUCCCAGUUAGCCAAUGAUCCAAUUUACCCGCAGCUCGAUUGGUCUAUGUCCCAAUUGGAAUAGAGUAUUGAAUCUAUA